Molecule: messenger RNA, 687 nt
Organism: Pollicipes pollicipes
Lineage: Eukaryota; Metazoa; Arthropoda; Thecostraca; Pollicipedomorpha; Pollicipedidae
Product: dynein light chain 2, cytoplasmic
Exons: 3
Coding region: 163-432 (89 amino acids)
Biological process (GO): microtubule-based process
Cellular component (GO): cytoplasmic dynein complex
Molecular function (GO): dynein intermediate chain binding
Source: RefSeq, a predicted model, not a curated record
CGCCCUCGGCCGCGGGACGGAAACGCCUGUACUCACGUGUACAGCAAGUGGAGGAGCUUGGUGUACGGGCAGUGUCCUGGUUGCAGGUAGAGGAGUUUUCAAGAGUUAUAGCUUGGAGGACAACACUGCUUUCUUUUUUUGGGUGCAGCAAAGUGAGUCACGAUGACGGACCGCAAGGCAGUGAUCAAGAACGCCGACAUGUCGGAGGAGAUGCAGCAGGACGCCGUCGACUGCGCCACGCAAGCCCUCGAGAAGUACAACAUCGAGAAGGACAUCGCGGCGUUUAUCAAGAAGGAGUUCGAUAAGAAAUACAACCCCACCUGGCAUUGCAUCGUGGGCCGGAACUUCGGCAGUUACGUUACGCACGAGACCAAGCACUUCAUUUACUUCUACCUGGGACAAGUAGCCAUCCUACUGUUCAAGUCCGGCUAAAUCUGCGGUAGCUUAUGUGGAAUGUCUUGAAAUUCUUGUGCACUAACUGUCCUGCGGAGAGGAGAGCGUCCGUUUAAUUUAUUGCCGACAAAACGAGGAGUGACCGUGAUGUAACCGCAGCUCGCAACGCUUUCAUUCCCUCUCUCAAGUACAUUAUUAUUUUAGUGUUUGUUCUUUUGUUGUGAAUAAUAUGGUACUCAGAGUCGGGAUUAUUAACAUUAACGUUAAUAAAGCUUCAGGCCGGUGAUCCACCAA